GGCGCAGCGGGCGUCACUUGUUCGUGAACAAGUUACAAACUAGCGUUGGAUGCAACAUGCCCCGGUGACGGAUGAAAAGUCACUGCGAACUGCAACUUUUUCCCGUUGUUGUUUAUUUCAUUCACCCCGCCCGCCCGGAGUCAUGCGCCCGUUACUCGCCCUCCUCUGCGCGCUGCUUUCAUGCGGGGACGCGAACGCGGCCGGAGAGUUCACGGCGAGCGGACGCGCUCCGCACGCCAAUGACGGCGACCGGGAUCACGCGAGACAAGAGCCGCUGCGGCACCGAGCACCGGACGCCACGUCAGAUUCUGCUUUUGACCUGAAGGUCCAGGUCAACAACGUGAUGAGUCGUCAGUACUUGAGCCAGGCGCUGGUGGAGAUCUACGUUAACUACACCAGGACCAACGCGGCUCUCACUGGGGAGGACGGCGGUAUCUUGCUCCAUGUACCCUUCCAAACCGGGAUGCCCAUCACACUCGUGGCUAGCAAGGAUGGCUUUAUUUGCACACUGCUGCCUUGUAAAACCAACAGAAUGCCAAUAUUUUCCUCCGUCACCAUGUCACUGCUUGGUCUGAAUCCGGGAAACAUCUGGCUCUUCAAUGAUUCAGUCCUGAUCACUGGAAAAACAUCUGAUGCUACAUCUCAGCCUAUUGUCCAGUUUCCCAAGAGCCUGCUGAAUCUCACUGACAGCAGUAAUGCCACUUCUGUCAAAGCCUACCUGACCCUCCCCAAGCUGCCGUCGGAGGAGGACAGCUUUCUUCACACAUUGGGUAUCAUGAGGAGUAAAUCAGGAUACGUCAAUGUGGAGUUGAGUCCCGUUGCGGCUGUCAGUGUGCAGCUUUUCUCAGGAGCCUCGGAGCUUCAUGUGAGCGGGCCCAUACAGAUCAGCCUCAGCAUCCCAGACAGCUGUGGACUUCAGACUUCCAAUGUUGUUCCAGCGUGGUUCCUCAACCGGACCACAGGUGGAUGGAUGAGAAAGGGCCUUGGGACAGUGGUGUCAGUAAAAGGAAGACUAAUGUGGACGUUCACAGCUCCUCAUCUUGGUUACUGGAUAGCAGCGCCUUUGUCAUCCACCAGAGGUUUUUUUGGAAUGGCCGUCCCCAUUGACUUCAUCUCACACCAUUCAUCUCUCCUGAUGUUUGUCCUUGGAGGAAUGCUUGUUAUUGCCACCUGUCUCCUCGUCGGGUUGUUGUUUUAUCGCAGACCUUCGCCCAGUGAAACUAAAACAAAGAUUCGACCAGUGAUGAGAAAAGACCAAACCACUCUAACAUGCGACGGUGGAGUCCAUGAAGUAUCUUCAUCGGACUCUUCUCUACAGGGUGGACUGAACCAUCCAUUUGCUGAACGGGGGGAUAAUCGGGACUACCCCAAUGUAAUCGCCAACCUCAAUGCUGUGGCCAUCGGGGUGGAACGUAGCGAAGUGGAAAAUAACCCUGACCUGAUCGAUCUGUGUUCGCACAAAGCCACGGAUCAGUCCCGAGAUCCGGCCCCUCUGACGGAGAACUUGUUCUUCUAUAACGAGCCUGUCGCCAUCUUUCCCGCUCCAGCAUUCUUCCACUUGGAGGAGCAGCCCCAGUGGAGCAAGUCGGCCACUCUUCCCCGUGUGGGGUCCGCCGCUGAGCCGCACAGUCAAGGCGGUGUCACGCAGACUCCGCCAGAAGGGCCGUCGGCUACCCAGAACCAGGCCGCGGAAAAUGAGGACCAGCUCGGGGUUCUGGAGAGCAAUCAGUCGGAAACUCCGGCCAGCGCCUCCAGAGAGCACUUCUGCCUGACGGAGUCCGCAUCCGUCCCGGGGACGUUGAAUAAAAUGAGGGGCGGCGGCAGACACUCUGUGCGUGCCUUCGCAGAACUCUCUAAAAGCCCCUCGACUCAGGCUCCCCGAGCCUGGUUCGUAUCACUGGAGGGCAAACCCGCAGCUGAGAUCCGGUACGCAGUGUCAGAGCAGCAGAGGCGGCGAAGGCCGGUUGAGAGUCGGGAGACCAGCUUAGACUCCGGCGUGGAUAUGAGCGAACUGAACCAGGCGCCUGGCCGCAGGGCCGUGACUCUGGAGCGCAAUGCCACUUUUCUCAAAAGCAGUAAACGUGCACCUCCAUAGUAAAACACCUCCAACAUCUGAGUUUGGAUACACAGGAUAGAUUCUGUGACACAAUACUAAUUUAUCUUUUAAUUGCUUCAUGUUCUAUAUCGAUGUUGUGGUGCCAAUCCAAGUUGUGGGUAGAAGGCUAAUUCAUACCAGCGGAUUGGCGACGGUUGGUAAAGCUGUACAAAAGUCCAAAGCAUGUGAAUUAAGCAGUUUUCUUCUAGCAGACUUUAAUGCCUCAAACAUAGUUUAAGAAAUAAAUGAAAUACUUUUGGAUAUCAUGUCAUACUGUUACGUUAGUUGCCACAACUGAUGCCUCCGAAGGGAAAAACAGCCACACGAUUGAGAUUAAUGAGGUCAAACACCUUCAUAACGAGCACUGUGGAAUUUUAACCGGCCGUUGGGAUUAACAGACAGUUUACAAGGCUAACUGAACACGACUGAAUGUCUCUUGUUUUAACUGCCACCGGAUUUGUAUGUACGUGUUCUCAUGUUUAUUUUUGAAUUGAAGUGAAUCAUUUCAUAAUAUUUUAAUAAUAAUAAAUAAAGAAAUAACUCAU
Molecule: messenger RNA, 2640 nt
Organism: Gasterosteus aculeatus aculeatus (three-spined stickleback)
Lineage: Eukaryota; Metazoa; Chordata; Actinopteri; Perciformes; Gasterosteidae
Product: protein FAM171B
Source: RefSeq, a predicted model, not a curated record